AUGCAACGGUUGCCUGCCGUCGGUUGUGGCGGGCGCCUGCCGCGGCUGUUUUUUUGUUGCCCCCAACUGUCGGCGCGCGCCCUCUUCUCCUCGGUGCCGAGCAAACCGGGGCAUUCCGACGAGGACGCGCUCGGCGCAGCGGACCCGUUUAAGGCCGUUGGGGACGCGCUGCAGAAGAAGCAGGCGACGAAGGCUCAGGCGCCGCCGGACGACAUCGAUCCGGUUGCGUCCGCGUUGAACCGGCGUAGAAAUCGCCGCAAAAGAACCGUCGACUCCAUCUUUGGCGACGUGCUGCACGAUGCACUGAAGCUGCGUGACAUGGGCCACAAACCGGACGCCGACUUUGUCUACAAGCGGACGCAGGAGCGCAUGUACGAGGAGGAGUAUGGCCAUAAGCCGCCCAGCGCGAAGGACCACGCGGCGAAGUACGUUCCGUUCCCACCCGACUUGGCGCUCAACCGCCUGGUCCCGCUGGAGGCGAUCGUUGGGGAGGACCCCUGGCCGGCACGCGCCAUCACGGCGCAGAAUCCCGUCUGGACGCGGCAGCGGGUGGAGGAAGACCGGGUGAAGAACGGAGGUGCUCAGCUGCGGGCAUGGGAGGCGAAGAUGUUCGCCCCCCGGGAGGGUUUUGACCCGUGCGGGGAAUUCGUGGACGCCAUGGAGGAGCUGGCGUACUGGGAGGAGCGCUUCGUAAAGUUUAUCCGCGAAGUGCCGCUGCCGCAGCGCCGGACGCUGCCACUCCUGCAUGAGGCGUAUCGCUACAUCACCCACCGGCUGGUGAGGGCGGAGCGGCGCUACCUUGGGACGCGGGACGCGGCGCUGCGAAAGGCCCGCGCCUCGCCGUCGGUGUACAAAAUGACGGAAAGCAGCAUUGACCGCAUCCGGGGCCUCUACUCGGAGACCCACCGCUCCCUCUCGAGCCCCAAUUACGACCCCGUCCGCAUGAAGAAAUCGUUGACGGGUCCUCUGCUGCAAAUGAGUGAGGCCGAAUUUGAGGAGUGGAGAAAUGUGCGAAAACACCAAAGGAAUCGGCUUGUGGCGGAAAUUGUGUGA
Messenger RNA from Trypanosoma conorhini, 1053 nucleotides. RefSeq lists its product as uncharacterized. The transcript has a single exon. Bases 1 to 1053 code for a protein of 350 amino acids. NCBI's taxonomy places the organism in Eukaryota, Euglenozoa, Kinetoplastea, Trypanosomatida, Trypanosomatidae. The record is from RefSeq and is a predicted model, not a curated record.